This is a messenger RNA of Colletotrichum chrysophilum, 1326 nucleotides long. RefSeq lists its product as uncharacterized. The transcript has 2 exons. Gene Ontology annotation, biological process: carbohydrate metabolic process. NCBI's taxonomy places the organism in Eukaryota, Fungi, Ascomycota, Sordariomycetes, Glomerellales, Glomerellaceae. The record is from RefSeq and is a predicted model, not a curated record. Gene Ontology annotation, molecular function: hydrolase activity, hydrolyzing O-glycosyl compounds. The coding region runs from base 1 to 1326 and encodes 441 amino acids.
AUGGGCUUUCUGGUGAUCAACGAGAUAUUCGAUAGUUGGGUUGAAGGAAAAGCUGAUCUAGAUUUUCACCUCAUCUUCGAGGAUUGGCGAGAGCCUGAUCUGCGCGCUUUGAUCCGACGAGAUCGAAAUCACCCAUCAGUCAUUCUAUGGAGCUACGGUAACGAGGUCAAGGAACAGUCUAGCGAUGACGAGGGCGCGGCAGAGAUUUCAGUCUACCUACGUGACAUCUGUGACCAAGAGGAUUCAACUCGACUUACCACAUCGGCUAUCAACUUUUCUUCUCCGAACUCGUCGCUGGCUCAGACUCUGGACCUCAUCAGCAUCAACUACCAAGGUGAGGGCAUCAGGUAUGGCCCAGCGUACGAGUACCUGACCGGGAAUAAGAAGACGCCCCAAUACGAUGCCUUUCAUGAGGCCUUUCCCGACAGGGUCAUCACGAGCAGUGAAUAUGCGUCAUCUCUCAGUCUCCGCGGGUCUUUCUCGUUUCCUGUCACGCCAUACAACAGUGCACCAGUCAACAGCACAUAUGGAGAUAUUCCGAACGAGAAGGGCGUUAGUGCCUACGAGCUGUACACAGCCCAAGCUGGGUCAUCGCCCGAUCGGACAGGAUGGGACUACAUCGGGGAACCCUACUACCACAAGGGCACCCGAAGUGGGAACUGGGGAAUAGUCGACCUGGCUGGUUUGAAAAAGGAGCGGUUCUGGCUGUACCAAGCUCGCUGGCGACCCAACUUUCCAAUGGCACAUAUAGUUCCUCACUGGACCUGGCCGAACCGAACUGGGGAGGUUACACCUGUUCACGUCUUCUCAUCGGGUGAUGAGGCCAAGAUCUUUGUCAACGGCGAGUCAAAAGGUCGAAGAACUCGCGAGAGCGACCCGGGUUUCCAUCGGUUCAAGUGGGAUGACGUGAAGUACGAGUCGGGAGAAUUGCACGUUGUCACAUACAAGGAUGGCAGGGAAUGGGCAAAUGAUACCGUCAGGACUACGGGCGACGCUGUUGGAAUUCGACUGAAGGCGGACCGUGACAAGAUUGUGGCUGACGGCGAGGACGUUUCAUUUGUUACGGUCGAGGUUGUGGACGAUGACGGGAAUGUGGUACCGUUGGCAAAUAACAUGAUAUCGAUGUCGGUGGUAUCUGGGCCGGGCGAAAUCGUUGCCACAGACAAUGGACAUCCGGGGGACUUUACAGCGUUUACGUCCAAAGAACGACAGGCAUUUCAUGGUCUACUAUUGGCGAUCGUCAAGUCUACCGGUGCAGGGGAUUCCAUCAUCACAGCAAACAGUAUCGGAUUGAAGUCUGCGAGUCUUCCUUUAAUAGCUAGUUAA